AAAGACCUGGGAACGUUAGUGCGACACCAUUAGAUUCUAUAUUGCUUUGGUCAAGAAGCAUAUACCGUGGACUCCAUUGUGGUGCAAAUUUUUUUCAAAUAAUCCUUAAUGCCAACGCAACAGCCUCACUAUUUUCUUUAUUAACAAAAAAGUGGGUGCCGAUAUUCCAACAGCCACAGCCAUUGUGGAUAUAUAAG
Messenger RNA from Dentiscutata heterogama, 197 nucleotides. The record is from the annotation of a GenBank genome assembly. NCBI's taxonomy places the organism in Eukaryota, Fungi, Glomeromycota, Glomeromycetes, Diversisporales, Gigasporaceae.